AAUAGCAGCACAGAAGCAGCAGCUGCUCAUGAGCACAGACGUCCAGCAACUGACCGACCGAACAAACCCUGCUGCUGCUGCUGCUGGAGGAUCAGAGCUCACAGACACCCACACUCAUCUUCAUCAUCAUCUGAGGAAUGGCUCUGGACUUUGUUGCAGGAUGCAUUGGAGGCGUUCAUGUUUCAGGAGCCGCAGGCGUGCUGGUCGGACAUCCGUUUGAUACGGUCAAGGUGAGACUGCAGGUUCAGAGCGUGGACAAGCCCUUGUACCGCGGCACGUAUCACUGCUUCCAGUCCAUCGUCCGUCAGGAAUCGAUGUUGGGCCUCUAUAAGGGCAUCGGCUCGCCCAUGAUGGGCCUGACCUUCAUCAAUGCCAUCGUCUUCGGCAUGCAGGGAAACGCCAUGCGAGUGUUGGGCACGGAUACGCCUCUGCACCAGUUCCUAGCGGGCGCGGCGGCCGGAUUCAUCCAGUGUGUGAUCUGCUGCCCGAUGGAGCUGGCCAAGACCCGCAUGCAGAUGCAGGGAACGGGCGAGAAGAGCGCCUCCAGGAAGAUGUACAGGAACUCUCUGGACUGCCUGAUCCGCAUCCACCGGAAGGAGGGAGUCCGAGGAAUAAACCGAGGAAUGGUGACCACCGUCAUCCGCGAGACGCCUGGAUUCGGCGUCUACUUCCUCGCCUACGAUACGCUGACGCGCACACUGGGCUGCGACGCCGAAGCCGACUACAUCAUUCCCAAGCUGCUCCUGGCGGGUGGCAUGGCGGGAAUGGCGUCCUGGAUCUCUACUUAUCCCGUGGACGUCAUCAAGUCCCGCCUCCAGGCGGACGGAGUGGGCGGAGCCAACAGGUACGACGGCAUCGUGGACUGCGUCCGUCAGAGCUGGCGGCGGGAAGGAUGGAGAACUUUCACUCGAGGCCUGACGUCGACUCUCUUGAGAGCGUUUCCCGUCAACGCCACAACAUUCGCCACCGUCACACUCUUCCUCAUGUACAUGCGCGAGAACGACGACAGCAUGAAGGACUGCGAACCCAUGCAGCCGAGCCUGCAGCACAGCAGCCUGUGACUCGAAGAUCUGAAGACUUGAAUCUUCUUGAGAUGGAAACCACAGAUUCACUGCCCCGAUAAACCUCCUCCUGACUCCAGACUCUGUCUAAUAAAGAGAGAAAAGGUCAGCAAACGCAAAGGCUGAACAAUGACCUUACAUUAUCUUAACCACUUUAUGUUUAAUGGACCGUACCGCUGAAUUAUUGGGAUGAAUGAGUGUCCACUGGGUUCGAGGAUUCCCAGACCAGCAUCUGUAGAAACGCCUGACGCUGAUGAAGGACCAGAGCGACGUACCGCAGGAGAUUUGGACAUCGACGAUGGGAUCAUUUUAAAACGCUUAACGUGGCUUAAAGACAGUGUUUUCGAAACUCAGUAAACCCAUUAAUAAAGCAUACUAAUUACAGACAAGCAGAUGAGCCCAGAAUACGAACGCAAUACGUUUAAUUAGGUGUUAAGCGUUUUCCUCCCAUAUAACAUUAUAAAGAAAACGCUUAAUGUGGCUUAAUGCGUUAAGACAGUGUUUUUGAAAGACAAAACUUUUUUAAUAAAGCAUACUAUAUAAUGACAAGCAGAGCCUAUAAUAAAACACAGUUUUAAUGCAUCCACAUUGAUGUUUUCCUAUGGAAAGAAAACGCUUAACGUGUUAUUAAACGCAUUGCGUUCGUAUCCUGGACUCAUCUGCUUGUCUGUACAUAGUAUGAUUUAUUAAUAACCUGUUUACAGAGUUUGGUCUUAUAAAAACACCGUCUUAACUCAUUAAGCCUUUUAGAAUGUCCCUCAAUGAUCUCGUAUGAGAGAACUGUGACACGUCUGCAAGUUAUUUAUCCCGUUCCCACACGGUCCAAAAUAAUGUGCAAAAAUGUACCUUUAACGAUGCAACAGCAUGUGACUGGGACAGAACUGUUCAGGGGACAAAUCUGUACCUUAUUUACACCUAAAAGGUGAAUAUUAUACAAGUCAUAAGGCUUCAAGGUCAUGGCUUCAGUUCCCAGGAAAAGCAAGAGCUGAUGAAAUGUAAAUGUGUACUUUGAAUGCAAUGUAAGUCGCUUUAGAUAAAAGUGUCUGCCAAAUGCAUAAAAGUAAAUAUUAGUACCUUAGAAUAGCAAUAUGUGCUCUUAUAUAUGCACUUCUUAGGGGUAAAUAAAGUGCAAACUUGACUUCUGUUACAGUGGCAAGCUGUUGCAACCCUAUAAGUACAAAUUUUUUCUGAAAGUGCAUGUUAAUCUUGUGUCAGGUACAAACUUUGAGACUUUCCAUUUAGACAUAAAAGUAAACCUUAAAUGCAAAGUUGAUUUCCCGAUUUUAAUCCCGAUUAGUGAAACUAGAUGAAUGCAGGGACUCUCAGACCGCAAGAGCUGCAGAUGAUCUUGAAAGACUGUUGGAGAAACGGUCACAUGGUCCUACAUGUUUACAUACAUAGAGUCAUUUUGUAAUCGUUAUUUAAUCUUUACAUGCACCUUAAACAUGUGACUAGUUCCUGACAUGCCUGUAAUCGACAUAUUCCUGUAUAUACGAUAUAUUUGCAUCAUUUGUUGUCGUUCUCCGGUAUUUUUAUGAAUUUAAAUACUAUGAGGGAUUUCAUAGGCAGAUUAUUGAUGACUGAUCAUCAGUGUUUUUGAUUCAUGAAGCUCAAGGGAACAGCGUUACACACAGAUCAACAGUCACACACCUUCUACCCUUCAACAUAUUUGUCUCACAAAAUAUGGGGCAUUUAAACGGUUAACUGUCUUGACGAUGAACUCACAAACACUCAUGAAUGAAUGUGAAGAUAGCAGGUUACUCCUGAGUCUCCGCAUGUUCAGACUGACUGGAACACACUACAGAUUAUAUGAUGGAGAGGA
Sinocyclocheilus rhinocerous is the source of this 2883-nucleotide messenger RNA. It is a transcript of the gene slc25a29l, whose product is annotated as solute carrier family 25 member 29-like. The record is from RefSeq and is a predicted model, not a curated record. Gene Ontology annotation, biological process: mitochondrial L-ornithine transmembrane transport. Gene Ontology annotation, cellular component: mitochondrion. NCBI's taxonomy places the organism in Eukaryota, Metazoa, Chordata, Actinopteri, Cypriniformes, Cyprinidae. The transcript has 4 exons. Gene Ontology annotation, molecular function: high-affinity L-arginine transmembrane transporter activity. The coding region runs from base 138 to 1061 and encodes 307 amino acids.